Molecule: messenger RNA, 1551 nt
Organism: Daphnia carinata
Lineage: Eukaryota; Metazoa; Arthropoda; Branchiopoda; Diplostraca; Daphniidae
Product: alpha-protein kinase vwkA-like
Exons: 3
Coding region: 64-1236 (390 amino acids)
Biological process (GO): peptidyl-threonine phosphorylation
Cellular component (GO): cytoplasm
Molecular function (GO): ATP binding; protein serine/threonine kinase activity
Source: RefSeq, a predicted model, not a curated record
GCAUGCCAAAUAAAUCAGACUCAUCAUAUUGGCAUUUGUUUUCUAUUGGAUACAACUGGAAGCAUGUAUUCCUACAUUAACGAAGUGAAAGAACAAAUCGUAGAGAUAGUUGCGCGUUUGGAGGCAAGUGGUUGCGGAAUAGAGGGAUUAGCUUUUGUUGGCUACAAAGAUUGGUGUGACGGGAUUAACCACUUCGAAAUACUUCCGUUCACCAAAUCUGUUUCUGAAUUCAAGUCGUUUGUUGCCACUAUCUGCGCAAAAGGAGGUGGAGAUUUUCCGGAAGAUGUUCUUGGAGGACUCAGUCGCGCAAUAUCUCUUAAUUGGCCACAGAAUAGUGGUACCAGAAUAAUUUUCCAUCUUGGUGACGCUCCUGCACACGGGAAAACUAUUUUCCAUGAUGGUCGUCGUAGAGAUGAUUACGAAAACGGCCACCCCAACGAUCCACCACUUCAGGAGCUUUUUCGGGAGAUGCGUCGCAAGAAAUUGAUGUACUAUUUCGGCCGUAUAAACGGCGAAUGCGACAGGAUGAUAGCGACCUUUGAAAGAUAUCUCGGCGAAAAAAUAGAAACCGUAGACAGCGCAGAAGUCGGUAACGUUUUGCGUUCAGUAAUGGAAAGCGUAAUGAGGUCAGUCUCUGUCACUCAUCGUACUGAUUUUCCUAGUAUGGUUGACAAGAAAUUACUACCAUUCAACAUGGACAAAAAAGAACCGAACUGGGACCAACUCCCGCGUUUAGACGGCACUAUUUUAACUUUCGAGUUACCGACAUCGGUUGAAGAAAUAACUUCGUUUGCCAAGCUACAGGAUAAAAUUAAAAAGUGCCGACUGCAGAUUGCUCCGAAUCCUUUUGCCAAAGGGUCGGUUCGUUUGGCUUACUUCGGCAAAAUUUUUUAUUCGUCGUCGAAAGACGCCAAUUCAUCGGCUUCCGAAAGUGUUGACGGCGUUGUAUUUAAAGAAAUUAUUUCGCCACCGAAAGUAGCAGAUCUUGAUUGCUGGCGUUACCGGAGUGAUCUUGAAGUACAGACAGUUGCCGCUAAACUGGCGAAAGAAUUUAAUUUUAGGCUGUUUAAAACCCACCACAACCCCAACAUCACAAUGAAAUUCUUAAAGACCAAAGUUGCUCGCGUUUUUAAAGAUGUCGCUCCGCGUUAUUUAGCUUACGAGCAAAGAUUCCGUGGGGUAAGUCCCAACAUGGUCAAAUAUACAAACAACGUAGACUUCGUUCAUGAUGCUUAAUCUUUGGACGAAAAUGGCCGCAAAAGACUCGAAAUUGCUUUAGCGUUUUCCCAUUUCAGCCACGAUAUCACCGAUGGAUACUUGCUCGUUUGUGAUUUGCAAGGAGUUUCCUAUGUAAACGCAAAAGAGAAAGAAAUUCUGUUACUAACGGACCCCGCUAUUCACUGUUCAAAGCACAUUCGUUUUGGGAAAACCAAUCUAAGCCCUAUUGGCAUAAACAAAUUCUUUAAAAAGAAUGUAUGCAAUAAAUAUUGUCGAGCAUUAGGAUUGAAGAUGCCCAGUGGAUAAGCAGUCUGAGAAGAAGAAUGUCACUUA